UGCUGCAGGAACCCGCUCGCAUCCAUUGAAAAUCCUCAUUUAAACGGGAGGGGGGCGUUCAUUUAACCCCAUAGUACUUUAAUAAUCCUGAACGAAAAAUCCCGCAACUGCUGCGUCUUCUCUAUUAAGAUCAGGAGGUUUCGGUGACCAUGGGGUCUGCUGCAGACGAUAAGAAGUCUCUUCCUCCUCCCGGGAUCGUGAACAGGAACUCGGUGUGGCUGGCGGGGAUCGGUUGGUUCUCCGCGGUGCUUCAGAAUGCUAUCAACCACAGGCCGCCCGUGAAGUCAGGUGUCCAUCGACAGUUUCUUUUGGCGACAGUCGGCUGGUUCCUCGGCUACCAUCUAACAAAACAUGAAAACUACACGUACGCGAGGCUGGACCGGGACAUGAACGAGUACGUCAAAAUCCACCCUGAGAAGUUUCAACCAAAAGAAAAAAAGACGUUUGCAGAGAUCGUCGAGCCUUUCCAUCCAGUGCGCUAAACGGCCGCUCAGACGGGAGAAAAGAGGACGGACGGACUAUUUGCAGACUUGUUUUGAGCAGCUUUUAUUUUGUGAAAUCUGUAUCCAUCACAUUCUGUGAAAUUUAGGUAUGUAAAUAAAAAAAA
Messenger RNA from Oryzias melastigma (Indian medaka), 607 nucleotides. RefSeq names its product NADH:ubiquinone oxidoreductase subunit C2 (gene ndufc2). The transcript is spliced from 4 exons. Gene Ontology annotation, cellular component: mitochondrial inner membrane. The record is from RefSeq and is a predicted model, not a curated record. Gene Ontology annotation, biological process: mitochondrial electron transport, NADH to ubiquinone. The coding region runs from base 150 to 482 and encodes 110 amino acids. Lineage: Eukaryota; Metazoa; Chordata; Actinopteri; Beloniformes; Adrianichthyidae.